ACCAUUGCCUACAUUUUUGACUGCAUUUUUACUUGCUCCCUUUUGGAUCCUUUGCUCUGCUCACUGGAAAAAAUACCCCUCCAAAAAGAAGAAGAAAAAAAAAGCAGGACAUACAGGAAGUAUCCGUCUUUGUCCCCUCGACGUUCUGUGGACGGAUACUAUUUACAUCUCGUGCCCUCGAGAUCAAACAAUCCACGCAGAGUAACGGCCUCAGUGACUACCAUCCCAGAGAGAAUGACGGACAGAUACAACAUCCACAGUCAGCUGGAGCAUCUUCAGUCCAAAUACAUUGGCACAGGACACGCAGACACCAGCAAGUGGGAGUGGCUGGUCAAUCAGCACAGAGACUCUUACUGCUCCUACAUGGGACAUUUUGACCUGCUCAACUACUUCUCUGUGGCUGAGAAUGAGAGUAAAGCGCGUGUCCGCUUUAACUUGAUGGAGAAGAUGCUUCAGCCGUGUGGACCGCCAGCAGACAAACCUGAUGAUGCUUAGAUCACACAGAUGCAGGAGAGGAAUGUGUGUUUUGUAUUUUUUACAUGAUAUUUUUUGUAGGAUUUGAGGUUUCUGCCAUAAAAUUCCAUGGCAUGCUCCUCUGAUUUCUUUUUAAAUCCUCUGGUGUUUCAGACUAAUGUGGCCCUGACAACUGUGAAUGAUUGUCCACUCAAACAACAUAAGAUACUUGGACAUUGAUCAUUGCAAUUUUGUUUUUUUCCUGAGUCAGGAUUAAAAGUUAAAAUUAAUGAAGAUAAUAAAAAAUUUGUCCCAAGAGCGA
Molecule: messenger RNA, 775 nt
Organism: Notolabrus celidotus (New Zealand spotty)
Lineage: Eukaryota; Metazoa; Chordata; Actinopteri; Labriformes; Labridae
Gene: sf3b5
Product: splicing factor 3b, subunit 5
Exons: 3
Coding region: 235-495 (86 amino acids)
Biological process (GO): mRNA splicing, via spliceosome
Cellular component (GO): precatalytic spliceosome; U2 snRNP
Source: RefSeq, a predicted model, not a curated record